UCUAUCUAAAGACGAUGCACAUCAGAGGUCUCGUGUCGGUCACCAUGAAAGGUCGUUGGACGGUGCCACUGUCCAGCGAAAAAGUGGACUUCUUCUCACGCUGUCUAUCUGAUCCAAGCGACAACUCCUUCGGCAGCUACACCGAGGUGUGCCCGGCGACAAGCUUCGAGCAAGGUCACAAGAACAGCGUUCAGUUAACUUACUCGGGCCAGCAUUGCGCCAUGAUCACCUACAACCCGGGCACCCACCGCGCGUUCGUCUACGACAACGAGGAGGGACUAGCUGUCAAGCUUUGCAGCGCUAAAGCCGACGACCCCGAGUUGAAGUUCGGCAUCGCCGCCUUCGACAUCGACUACGACGACUACGACAACAAAUGUGCAUCCCUGAACAAGUACGACAGGAACAGCCGUUUGAAGCAGCUGAAGAUGGUAGUGGACUAUUUCAGGAGCCAAAGUAACCACGCUUUUAAAGAAGAAGCCUGCAGAGUCUUCGGACAGUAA
Messenger RNA from Dermacentor silvarum, 500 nucleotides. RefSeq lists its product as uncharacterized. The record is from RefSeq and is a predicted model, not a curated record. The transcript is spliced from 3 exons. Lineage: Eukaryota; Metazoa; Arthropoda; Arachnida; Ixodida; Ixodidae. The coding region runs from base 15 to 500 and encodes 161 amino acids.